UCUUAAUGAUUAUAGACAGAUUUUACAACAUAUGAUAGAAAAUUUAUAAAAGAGCUACAUGAUUAAUAUAGCCUUCUUGGCAUUGCUCGAGGCCCCCAAAUUUCCCGGGGCCCUAAGCAAAUCCACCCCUCCAUAUUUGAUAAAUUAAUUUGCUCUCUUAAAAUGUCAAAAAACAAAAGCAUACAGAAGUGCUUUACAUGAACAGUUAUGUUUUUAUUCAUGUAGUCGUGCAACAAAGUAACCCAAUGCCAUUGAAAUCCCUGAGGGUUCAUCUGUAGGUCCUGCGUGACCUCUCGUCUCACUGGAGUCCACCGCCUGACCAGCAGGGGCUGCAGAAUGGAGCAUCUCUGAAUGAGAGGAACUUUUGGUUCCUCCCCGCACCGCUACUGCACUCCGGCGGACACUACAGUCGGAUGAGCGCGGGUGUUUGUCCGCUGCUGUGCGCUUCUGAACAAAUUUCUUUGAAGUUAUUCCUAUGUUUCAAAGGGCAAACAAACUAUUUUUGCUUGUUGGUCGUUCUCUUGCUGACCACACUCUGUGAGUCGAAACUGCAACUGAUGCUGGACAGAAAAUGACUUUUGCGGGAACGGAGUCGGUGUGAGUUUACAUACAACGACUUUGCUGGCUGUGCAGUAUGUGGUGGGAUGGACGAGGAUGAGCAGAACCGCUAUGUGGCCCAGCUGAAGGAUGAAUUUGACAGCUGUGACACCACUGGUACGGGUUACCUCGACAAAGAGGAGCUCACUGCUCUAUGCCACAAGCUCAGCCUAGAUGCCCAUCUGCCUUUGCUGCUGGACACUCUUCUAGGACCACAACAUUAUGCCAGGGUGAAUUUUGAGGAGUUUAAAGAGGGCUUUGUGGCUGUGUUGUCAAGGUCGCUGGACUUCAGUACUUCAGAGGAGGAGAGCAGCUAUCUUGAACCAGCUGUCCCAGAGGAGGUGAAGCCUAAAUAUGUGAAAGGAACCAAAAGGUACGGGCGACGCUCACGGCCAGACAAGACUGACUUAAAGCUGACAGCAGACUCAGAUUCACUGCCAUUUGGGACUGAUAAAGUGGAAGCAAAUGGUGUGAGGAGAGCCAAGCUCAGACGCUCCACCUCACUGGAGAGUGUUGAGAGUCUCAAAUCAGAUGAAGACACAGGAAGCAACAAAGAGUCCACACACCACUAUUUUGUGGCACAAGGCCAGCUGAAGCUCUGGAAUCAAGAUGGCACAGGAAAUUGUCAACGCUCAUCUGACAAUCAGCAGGAAGUGACAGACGGGCAGGUGAGGGCAGUUUGGGAAGAUCUGGGGGUCGGAGCUGCCGGAUCACUAAACCGUGAGGAGCUUUCACUCGUCUGUGAUCACAUCGGACUUAAGCAUUUAGAGGCUGAGGUACUACUAUCACCUAAAUUAUGGAGGAUUCAUAAUCAUCACAUGCUGCAUGAGUUAGACGCUCUCUUCAGGAAACUGGACAAGGAUCAGGAUGGAAAAGUCAGUCUCAUUGAGUUUCAGAGCGGCCUGUUCAAACCACAUGAUCAUGCUUCACCCCUCUCUACCUCCACCCCUGCACGGCCCAAACCACUGCGCACCAUCUCAAAGGCUCUUGAGGAACGUGUGGUGCGUUCCACUUCCCCUUCUUUAUUAUCGGCUACUGUGGGUCAGAGGCUGUUGACCCGACUGGAUGAUGGAUCGGGAUGCACAAGCCCAGAAAAAGUCAUGGCUCUCUGGACGGAGGAGGGCAUUCACAACAGCAGGGAUAUCCUACAGACUCUGGACUUCUCUCUGGAGGAGCGGCUGUGUCUGGCUGAACUCACUCUGGCUCUGGACAAUGAGUUACUGGUCAGUGGGAAUGGCAUCCAUCAAGCUGCUCUGGUCUCCUACAAGAAUGAGAUUAACUACUUGCAAGUUCUAGCAGACCAAGCCUGUCAAGAGCGGGACAAAGCGAAGGCAGACCUAGAACAGGCUGAUCGCAGAAACCUCCAGCUAGUCCGAGAGGUGGAUGAUCGUCACGCAACCAUGGAGUCUCUUAAUGAGUCUAAAAUCAAGGAUCUGGAGCAAGAGUUCCGGGAUAAGCUUACAGCACUGAGGAGCGAGUCGGAGUAUGAAAGCGAGGUUCUGCUGGAGCAGGUGGAGAAGGAGAGGGAGAGACUACGGGACGAGCUGCAGCUGCUCAGAUCUCAGGACAUCAGCCUUCAGGAGGACAUGUGCACUACUGCUAAUGAGAACAGGCGAUUGGAGGAGGAAGUGAGCGCUCUUAAGGAGAAGCUGACUGAGGCGGAGAGCGCCAUCUCAAAGCUGCAGAAUGAUCUAGAUCGCCUUCUGCAGGACAAGUAUGAUGGCCUGGAUGCAAAUGGCACAGGACUGCUGAAUCAAGAGGAGCAAUUCACAGAGAUCUUCAAGGAGUACGAGCAGCAAUGCAGGGAGUUGCAGGACAGGAAUGACGAGUUAUGCUCCGAGCUGGAGUUAUUGAAGUCUCAGGGCUCCGGAAAGAGAACCAGACUCUCCAGUCGUAGCCUUCCUGCUAACGACUGGUCAAACCGAAGAGCAUUAACUACCGAAUCAGAUUCUGAUGAUCCUGAAAUGAAGAAAGGUACAUCUCCUCAAGUCAGAAAAAAGCUCCAAGUUACUGACAAAAAUGUGUUGGGUUCUUUGGAGAGUUUGGCUCCCCCUGUCAGCAUUGAGACAGAACUGGCCAUGGAGAAGAUGAAAGAGAGAUAUGAGCAAGAGGUUCAGGACUUGAAGAUCCAGCUUGAGACUAAGGUGAAUUUCUAUGAGCGCAGCAUGGAUCUGAUGCGGCAGAACAUGGAGGUUGAGCGGAAGGACAUCUCGCAGUGCUUUAAGAUGGAGAUCAGUGAGCUGGAAGACCUGAAGGCUCGGGCUGAGGAGCGUGCAGAACAGAUGCGUCAGACAACUGAACGGCUGGAAGCAGAGCUGAGGGGUAAGACUUCAGGAGGUGCCUGGGGUCAAGAGCAGGAACAGAGGAUUCAGAGGGAACGGGCGGAACUGGAGCAGAAUUAUGCUCGUGAGAUCAGUAACCUCGUGCUGCGCCUCACUUCAGAGAAAGAUCAGCUGGAGGCAGAACUCAAGCUCAGAAUGGACCAGGAAGUGCUGCUUGUUAGGGAGAAGGCAGAGCAGCAGAUAUUGCACAUGAAGGAACAACACAGUGAGGCUCAGCGCAGCCUGCUGCAUCAACUGCAACUGGAGUGCAGCCGCCUACAGGAGCAAUGCGAGCAACAUUCCAGAGAAGUUGGUGCAUGGGAAUCAAGGGUAAAGGAGCUAGAACAGGAGGCGCGCAGGGAGCGUCUCCUCUGCAACGAGCGCUGGAAUGAAGAGCAGGCUCAGAUCUGCAAUAAAGUGGCUCAGGAAAGAAAGAAACUAGACGAGGAACACCAGGAGGAGAUCACGAAACUAGGAGAACACAUCCAGUUCCUGGAAGCUCAGGUAGAGCUUGCAUCCAGGGCUGAGGAAGAGAUGCUCAUAAUACAAAAGCAGCUAGAAGAUAAGCUGGAGGAGAUGUGCGUUCAGCUGGAAGACAACACCGUUUCCAUGAAAGCUCAGGAUGCCCUCAUUCAGCGUUUGACCUCAGAACUUUAUGCCAAAGACAAAGAAAUUGACAUUAGAAAUGAGAAGGAACAAAAAUUUUGCAAUAAGCUCUCUCAGGUAGAACAAAAGCUUAAAACCGAACGAGAAAAGAAGCAAGAGGUUUUGAAACAAAAAGAGCAACUACAGAAAGAAACGGACAGCAGUAUUCAAGAUCUAAAGGAACAACUAGUAAAAGAAAAAGAGGAGCAGCAGGAGCUUCUAGACAGAAUUUUACAUCUGUCUAAAGAGCUAGAGGACUGGAGGACCAGAUCCGAGACCUGGCAGAAGGAGAUUGAAAUGAUGCAGGGAAGCAGUAGUCAUCUGUCAACUGCAUUUGGAGAACAGCAAAUGCAGCUAAAAGCACAAAGCAAAGAACUUGAGGAGCUUCAAGAGAACUUGGCCAAAACGCACGAGGCUUUGAAAAGCAGAGAUGAUGAUCUCACAAGACAAGCUUCAGAGUUGAAUACUGUGGAAAUUGAGCGAGAUCGACUUGUAGAGGAGCUCAGCUGUCAAUGUGAGGUUCUCAAACAGCUUCAAACACAGGUCGAUAAUCUCUCUGAGGAGUGGGAUCAAAUGCACACAAUGGAGCAAAACCUCCAAGGCUCUCUUCGCGUCGAAGAGAGUAAGGUUGGACAGCUCCAAGCCCAUCUGAUCUCGGAGCAAGAAGAAAGAUGUCACCUUGAACAAAAGAACUUUAAUUACCAGCAACUUAUAAACCAGCUUUCAUCCCAGAUUGUUGAAAUGGAGGCUGAAUCUACCAAACACAAAGAGAAUGCAGGGAAUCUGGCACUGGAGCUCCAAAUCAAGGACAGCCAAAUGCUGGAACUCAAUCAUCAGCUGGAAGCCAAAGCCGAGGAGAUGGAUUUGCUCUGGAAAGAGGUUCAGAUGAAAAUGAGCCUGUUUAAGAAUGUCACUCAACUUUCAUCUCAGGUUCAACUUUUAUCCAAUCAGUUGGAGGAUAAAGAGCAAGAGCUCUGCUCUCUGAGAGAAGAGGCUGACAAUACAACAAAUCAACUGCAGCAGUCUCUGAUGGACUCUCAAACAGAGCUUCAGCAGAUGGAGGAGAUCUUUGAAAGCGAGAAGAGCCAAAUGAAAGAGCAGCUGCUGGAGAUGGAGGAACUUGUCUUGGCUUUAGAAAUGCAGAUGGACCCAACCCGUACCCACAGGGCUCAACUUGAUGAGGUCACUUCGGAAAACUGUGCACUGAAAGACAGGCUAGCUGUCCUGCAGCAGGAUGUCAAGUCACUGGAGGAGGAUGUUAACAACAAGAGGAAGAAACUUGAGGAAAUGGAAAAAGGAUAUAUGAAGAAUCGAGAAGAUGAAGAGAGGCUACGGAAAGAGAAUUCCAAAUGUCGAGAGGAGGUGCUUGACCUCAGUGCGAGAAACCUGCAGCUUAGCAGUGAGAAUGCUGAACUGAGCUCCCGACUGUGUACUGAUCAGAGAGCAGUGCAGACGCUGACAGACAGGCUGGCACAGGUGUGUCAAGAGAGAGAUGCAGCAGCUGUGUCCUCCAAACAGCUGCAGGAAAACCUACAGCAGCAGGAGAACCACGGACUGAGGCUCCAGGAACAGUGGAGGAAAGAGAAGGAGCUCCUAGAGAGGGAACUUCAAACUGCCAAGGAGGCGCUCCAGCAUUUAACCGUUGUUGAAUCUGCACUAACAAGUCAGACUCUGAAAAACAAAUCACUAGAGCAAGACAAGGAGAGUUUGCUAAAGGAAACAGCAGAAAACGACCAGAAGCUCAAGAAGCUUCAGGAGUCUCUUCGCAACUCAGAAACCCAGAUAGAGCAGCUCAACGCCCAGAUACUGACUAUGUGGCAAGAAAAGGAUGUUCAUGUUCAGGAAGCUGCCGCGCAUAUAAAGAUGCUGCAACAGUCUCAGGACAAGGUCCAAGAGCUCGAAGAGAGAAUAAGUCAGCUGCGUAAAGAAAAGGAGCAGGUACAACACACCCACAGGCUUCAGGAGGAGACGGCAGUCAGUGUUCUGCAGAAUGAGUGCAAGAGCCUGCGAGUACAGAACAAGGAGCUUCAAAACAAGGUGGCUCAGCUGCAAUCACAGGAGCUUGAACUUCAGAGACUGACACACGAGUGUCUCACUUUGAGAAAUAAACAAGCAGAGUUGGAGACUGCUAAACAAGAAGCAAAUCAACAGGCAAUGAGGGCAGAGAGCACUCGAUCAAUGGUCCAGGCUCAGCAUACACGUGAGAUACAGGAACUAAAGGAACAGAUGGGGUCUGGUACCCAGGAACAUGCGUCUCUCCUGCAGACUCAACUGGCUGAGCAGCAGCGCAGGACGCGGGAUUUUGAGGAUCUGCUUCGCUCUCAGGCCAAGCAGGCCAGUGUUCAGAUGGGCCUUCAGCAGGAGCAAUAUGAGAAACUGAUGGCGAGUAUGCAGGAGCGUAUGGAUGAGGUUGAGGCCAAGCUGAAAAACACCCGUGUCAUGCUUCAGGAGAAAGUCAACCAGCUGAAAGAACAGCUGGCCAAAAAUUCCAAGUCAGACGUGCUGUUAAAGGACCUUUAUGUGGAAAACUCUCAGCUAAUGAAGGCUCUCCAGGUGACCGAGCAGAGGCAGAAGAGCGCAGAGAAAAAGUCCUUCCUCCUGGAGGAGAAAGUCAUUGCUCUGAAUAAACUCUUACGUAAAAUCGCCCCAGCAUCACUCACAGCUUAGACAUGUCUUAAAAGGGGAUGGUUCAUCCAAAACUUAAAACGGUUUCAUUUGUAUCAAACUUAGUUGACUUUCUUCACAAAAGAAGAAAGCCAGAAAACUGCCUUCAACAAUAGUAUGUUUUUUCCCUACUAUGAGGGUCAAUGGUUACUGGUUUAACAUUUAAAAAAAAAUAUUUUCAGAAAAAAACUAACUAAAAGGUGUGGAAAUGUUCAAUUUUGGGUGAACUAUCCCUCAACAUUAACUAAUUUCUGCACUGGACUGUGAAGUCUCACUCGCUAGUGCACUUUUUUUUUUUCCUUUUGGUGCAAAAUGUUUUUGUAAAAGCAGUAAACAAUCCAAGUGUUAAAUUAAGAGCACAGAUAAUGCACUGUCUUGCAGUAACUAUAAGAGUGCACUGUAUUUAAAUAAUGCUGUUUCAACAGAAUAAGGAGAAUGAAGAGUAAAGAAUUUAAAGGGAUAGUUCACCCAAAAAUGAACAAGGAGUGGUUACACAUCAUUGACUUGUUGCAAAGAAAACCUGUUGAAUUUUGGAAACCUGUAACCAUUGACACAAAACAAAUACGAAGUUACUGGUUUCUUCAAAAUAUCUUCUGUAUUCAACAACGAUCUGAAGGAUGAGUAAAUGACAGAAAUGUUCUAUAUGGGUGAACUGUCUCUUUAAGGCUACAUUGUGUGCCUGCUUCAAGGCCGCUGAAUUUUAAUGAAGAAAAUGGUACAGCAUUUGAUAAUCUAAGAAAUAAGCAUUACACAUUCUUUUGUUUACUGUGAUUUAGGGUAUGAAGCCCAGACAUCCUUGUAAGUAUUUGCUAGUAAAAGACUUCUUUUUAUUGCUGUUUUAAUGCCCAUUUUGGUGCAAUAACCAAAAGCACAGUAUUCACACGAUGUACAGUUUUGAUACAAAUGCUAUAUUUUAAAGGCACAAUCAUGAUGCACUAAAGUCCACUUUGAUAUAAGUUAUUGUAAUUGUUACAGUUGUGUGUCUAAAAGAAGCUGGCUAAAGGUUGGGAGAUGAAAGUGAGACACGGCUGUGGUAAAUGCAUCAUGUAUUUGUUUUUUUUCCAUUGUAAAGAAUGUGACCAAGUAAAGUUUUACCUGUGAACAA
Molecule: messenger RNA, 7332 nt
Organism: Danio rerio (zebrafish)
Lineage: Eukaryota; Metazoa; Chordata; Actinopteri; Cypriniformes; Danionidae
Source: RefSeq, a predicted model, not a curated record